This is a messenger RNA of Suillus paluster, 617 nucleotides long. RefSeq lists its product as uncharacterized. The record is from RefSeq and is a predicted model, not a curated record. NCBI's taxonomy places the organism in Eukaryota, Fungi, Basidiomycota, Agaricomycetes, Boletales, Suillaceae. Bases 83 to 394 code for a protein of 103 amino acids. Gene Ontology annotation, molecular function: dioxygenase activity. The transcript is spliced from 4 exons.
CUCCAUUAUCCGCCUCAGCCAAAUGCCCCAGACGAGAAGAUACUGGGAAUCGGAGCUCAUACCGAUUUUGUGGUGAGUCCGAAUGUCUGAACUCCCAAUGACUUUUAAUCAUGGGCAGUGUUUCACGAUUCUCUGGCAACAAGCAGGCAUCGAGGCGCUCCAAGUUUUGAACUCUCGUGAACAAUGGAUCAAUGUACCGCCACUGCCAGGAACCCUCGUUAUCAAUCUUGGAGAUCAGUUUGCGCGUUGGACAAACGAUGUUUUCAAGUCUACUGUGCAUCGAGCCUCCAACAAGAAUAUUGUCGAUCGGUACUCUAUUGCGUUAUUCUUUGGCACUGACUACGAGGUUAACAUCGAGGCUAGUCAUCUAAAUUUUGUUUCACUAACUAUCUGAUGGAUCUGAUUUGCUUCAUUGCAGCCAAUCUACACCUGCGUGUCAGCUGAAAACCCAGCAAAAUAUCCGGCUAUCACCGCCGGAGAGUAUGUGAGGCAACGAUUGAAAGCCAUGUAUAAUAAAUCGUAGUUGCUAUGUAGGAGCAAUAUUACGGGUGAACUUCGGUGGAUCAUACAUAUGUGCUAGUACCAAUAUUGAAUUUUGAGUAUUCGAGUUAUCUUAU